Molecule: messenger RNA, 1117 nt
Organism: Pelobates fuscus (common spadefoot toad)
Lineage: Eukaryota; Metazoa; Chordata; Amphibia; Anura; Pelobatidae
Exons: 2
Coding region: 113-928 (271 amino acids)
Source: RefSeq, a predicted model, not a curated record
GUGUUUAUCAUCUCCGAGCCGGCCAUAAUAAGAUCAAACAGGCUGAGUUCACCAGCCAGGCUCGGAGCCCCAGUGGACAGAGGUAGAGGAGGGAGCCCGCCGUUAUCUGCCAAUGGCAGGACCUCAGAUGGAGGACAGCGCUCUGGACAUGGUGACAUGUGAAGAUGAUGGCGAGGAUGAGGAAGGAAUACAGAAUGGUGCGGAGGAAGAUGAAGAAUGUCAGGAGAUCAUUGAGCCCGCAGAGCUGAAAGCAGAGCCUGCUGAACAAAGUGACACAUUGACCCCCCAGGAGGAGGAAAUGGAAGAAGAAGCUGAAGCUUGCGCUGUGGAAUCUGGUGCCAGAAGGCGGGUGUGGGUCAUCGGUCAGUCCUACAUUUAUUGGGCACAACAGCGGGCUGAAGUUCAUCCCGGGGGACUCCAACUUGGUCUGUCGCUGGCGGUGGCAGAGGUCCGUUGGUUCGGUUCCCGGGGUAUGCAGUGGAAGCACCUGUUGCCUGAAAUGGUCCGGUUGGCUCGCUUAUUCGGCAUUCCUGAUGUGCUCUUGAUUCAUCUGGCGGGGAGCGCUCUUGGCACUAUUCCGGUGUGGCAUCUGGGUAAUAUGAUCCUGGAGGAUUUGGCAGAGUUAUUGCUUAAGUUCCCCGGGCUUUGUAUAGUUUGGUCCGAGGUGCUAUCCCGGAAUUAUUGGAGGGGGGCAAGGGACCCCAGUGCUGUUGAACGGAGCAGGAUCAAGCUGAACAAGCGUGUUUCUAAAUUUGUGAAGAAAAUGGGGGGGAUCACAGUGCGUCACCGCAUCUUUGAGCAAAAUGCAGCAAUGUUUUUUAAGAGUGAUGGGGUCCGCCUGACGGAGGAGGGGCUGGAUUUGUUUAAUCUGGCAUUGCAGGGUGCGUUGGAGGAGGCCAUGGCGUUGGUGUCUGGGCUGCCCUGCUGAUUAAGGGGGUAAACCAGCGUGUCUUGUGGCGGUAUAUGGCCCUUGUCAACUGUGGGUUGGAUCAGUGGUCCGUGGAAAGUGGAUGGGUAGGGCUAUCCCUCCCCUAACCUCAGGUACAGUUAUGGAUAACGGACGUGCCCAAUGAGCCAAUAAUCGGCUAGUGGUUAGCAUUACGAGAAUGGAUGGCCC